Molecule: messenger RNA, 1639 nt
Organism: Kogia breviceps (pygmy sperm whale)
Lineage: Eukaryota; Metazoa; Chordata; Mammalia; Artiodactyla; Physeteridae
Gene: IFT57
Product: intraflagellar transport 57
Biological process (GO): intraciliary transport; non-motile cilium assembly
Cellular component (GO): intraciliary transport particle B; Golgi apparatus; centrosome
Source: RefSeq, a predicted model, not a curated record
CCUGGUGAUGGGUUGCCCGGCGGUCGCCUGGUUACCGGCCGCGGAGGUCCUCGCUGCGCCAGCGCAGGCCGCGGAGGUCUGUGGGCCGGAGCUUACGCUAGAGUCUUUCUGUCUGUUCCGCUAUGGCAGCGGCAGUGGUCACGCCGUCGGGUUUGGAGGAUGGGGUGUCUCGGUCCCGCGGCGAAGGGGCAGGGGAGGUGGUCGUGGAACGGGGCCCUGGCGCGGCCUACCACAUGUUCGUGGUGAUGGAGGACCUGGUGGAGAAGCUGAAGUUGCUCCGCUAUGAGGAGGAUCUCCUCCGGAAAAACAACCUGAAGCCCCCGUCCAGACACUAUUUUGCACUGCCUACCAAUCCUGGGGAACAGUUCUACAUGUUUUGCACUCUUGCUGCUUGGUUGAUUAAUAAAGCAGGACGCCCCUUUGAGCAGCCUCAAGAAUAUGAUGACCCUAAUGCAACAAUCUCUAACAUAUUAUCUGAACUUCGAUCAUUCGGGAGAACUGCAGAUUUUCCUCCUUCAAAAUUAAAAUCUGGUUAUGGAGCGCAUGUAUGCUAUGUUCUUGACUGUUUAGCUGAAGAAGCAUUAAAAUAUAUUGGUUUCACUUGGAAAAGACCAACAUACCCAGUGGAAGAAUUAGAAGAAGAAACUGUUGCAGAAGAUGAUGCAGAAUUAACAUUAAAUAAAGUGGAUGAAGAAUUUGUGGAAGAGGAGACAGACAAUGAAGAAAACUUCAUUGAUCUCAGCGUUUUGAAGGCCCAGACCUAUCGCUUGGAUAUGAACGAGUCUGCCAAACAAGAAGAUAUUUUGGAAUCCACAACAGAUGCUGCGGAAUGGAGUCUAGAAGUGGAACGUGUACUACCACAACUGAAAGUCACGAUCAGGACUGACAAUAAGGAUUGGAGAAUCCAUGUUGACCAAAUGCACCAGCACAAAAGUGGAAUUGAAUCUGCUCUAAAGGAGACCAAGGGAUUUUUGGACAAACUUCAUAAUGAAAUUAGCAGGACUCUGGAGAAGAUUGGCAGCCGAGAAAAGUACAUCAACAAUCAGCUUGAGCACUUGGUUCAGGAAUAUCGUGCAGCUCAAGCCCAGCUGAGUGAGGCAAGGGAGCGUUACCAGCAGGGAAACGGCGGAGUAACUGAAAGGACCAGACUCCUGUCUGAGGUUACAGAAGAGCUGGAAAAGGUAAAACAAGAAAUGGAAGAAAAAGGCAGCAGUAUGACUGAUGGUGCUCCUUUGGUGAAGAUUAAACAGAGCUUAACGAAGCUGAAGCAAGAAACUAUUCAGAUGGACAUCAGAAUCGGUGUUGUGGAACACACAUUACUCCAGUCAAAAUUGAAGGAGAAGUCCAACAUGACCAGGGACAUGCAUGCCACAAUCAUUCCAGAAUCUGCAAUAGGCUCUUAUUAAAACAUAUCGUUUUUCAGGCUUCUGAUUAGUUUUUUUUUUAAUAUCAAAUCAUAUUUCAUGUUGCAUAGACUUCAAAACACAGUUAUUCCUUUUAAGGCAUGUUGAACGGGUAUUUUUUACAUAUAUACACACAUAUUGUAUGUGUGUAUACAUACAAUGAUGAUCGUGGAUGGUCAAAGCCUUUCAAUGGAAUAUAAUAUUUAAUAAAGUAAUGAAAAAUUCUCACUUUCAAA